AUGCCGGGCAUCGCGCGCAAGGUGAUUAUAUGCGCAGCGAUCGACGGCCUUAUCAUUCAACCCCUCUCUCCGAAGGGCCAACGACCCGCUCCGGCCCUGCGACUACGCUACGGCGAUGCUUCUAUCGCUCCAGCCUCCCGCGAGCAGAUCCCAGACCUAUCGUCUAACCCAAACGUCUCCUUUGAAGCAUUCGGUGUCGUCGGGCUCAUAACUGUUGCGAAGCGGAGUUACCUCAUCACUAUCACCCGUCGUCAGCAAGUCGCCCAAAUUCUCGGCUCUCCAGUGUAUGUCGUCACCGAAGUAGCCAUCACUCCCUGCACUAGCCGCUUCGAGGCCGAAACCGCCGUCUCUCGAACCGCGACCCAGUUGCAGAGCAGGACGGAGGAUACCGAUCCCGAGGACAGCGACGCAGAUGAAACCCUCGAGCUGCAGGCCAACUCCGCCGAUGAUGUUGAGGAUCCGUCGGCUCCGAGCGAAGGCAUCGCUGCCGGUUCUUUGGGGCCCAACCGCAAUCCCAAAAGCACCGUUGCCGAAGAUGUCAUAAGCCGCAGGGGCAGCUACGGCCGCUUUGCCCAGCGUUGGUUCAGCAAAGCCGGAUGGGCGCAGAGACAGAGACGUAGUAUAGGGUGGAGCGAUGCGUCACCAUCUCAGUCCUCCACUGCCCCUGAAUCGGAACGGCAAGUCAGCAGGGAAGGAACUCCUGAGGCCACUCUGGUCCAGGACGAUGAGUGGGAGCAGGCCGGCGAGGAGCGAGCGAGAUCUCUAUUACCGAAGUUCCUGCGGACCGCCCACAUCUUCUACGGUUUGUCCCAGAGCUUCUACUUUUCCUACGACAUUGACAUUACGAGGCAUUGGGCAAGGAGGUUCGAAGCACCUCCCAGGGACCUGCCUUUGUACCAGCAGGUCGAUCCGGUGUUUUUCUGGAACAGGCAUACCCUGAAACCCUUCAUCCAAACCGGAAAUGACGCCUUGGUACUCCCACUCAUGCAGGGAUUUGUCGGUCAGAGACAGUUCGUCGUGGACAGCAGCCCACCCCAACAUGACGGAGAUAUGAAAGACUCCGUGGAGUUAUCAACCAUCUCCCCGCCUGUGUCCCUGCCAGGCUCUCCGCCCCCAGAGAGGGCUCGCGAUUCGUUCGACUUUCGCCCCACGGAAAAGAAGUUCCUCGUCACAGUCAUCUCUCGACGGUCCACAAAGAGAGCUGGCCUCCGCUAUCUCCGACGCGGUGUUGACGACGAUGGCUAUGUCGCCAACGCCGUCGAGACGGAACAGAUCCUCUCUAACGCGUCCUGGGACAAGAGCAAUAAGAUCUAUUCCUUUGUUCAAAUCCGCGGCAGCAUACCUCUGUUCUUCACCCAGAACCCGUAUUCCCUGAAGCCGGCGCCAGUCAUCCAACAUUCCUCGCGGGCCAAUUACGAAGCAUGCAAAAAACACUUUGUACGAUUGACGAAGGAGUACGGGAGCUUGCAGAUCGUCAACCUCGUGGAGAAGCACAACGUCGAGGCGCCGCUAGGGUCGGAAUUUCAAAACACCGUUGCCAAGUUGAACGAGGACGUAUUUGCGGCCCAGUCUUCGGAGAUACCUUUCGAGUGGUUCGACUUUCACGCAGCAUGUCGAGGAAUGAAGUUCGAAAACGUCAGCAUCCUGCUUAACAUGAUGCGGGAAAAGCUGGAAGAGCUCGGCUGGUCCGUUGAAAAGGACGGCGAGCUGGUCCAACGCCAGCGUGGUGUACUGAGAACGAACUGCAUGGACUGCCUCGACCGCACCAAUGUCUGCCAGAGCUCCUUCGCCAAGCAAGUACUGGAAGAUCAGCUUCGAGCCGAGGGUUACGACAUGAGCGCUCAGCUAGACCAAGAAACGACUUGGUUUAACACACUCUGGGCGGAUAAUGGCGACGCAGUUUCAAAGCAGUACGCGUCCACGGCGGCUAUGAAGGGCGAUUUUACCCGCACCAGGAAGAGGAACUACCGGGGUACUCUGAACGACCUUGGCCUCUCGUUGACAAGGUUCUACAACGGUAUGGUAAAUGACUACUUCAGUCAGGCCGCGAUUGAUUUCCUCCUGGGCAACGUUACCUCGAUGGUCUUCCAGGAGUUUGAGGCCGAGAUGAUGACCAAGGACCCCGCCAUCUCCAUGAUCAAACGCCGAGAGCAAGCUAUCGAGCUGUGUCAGAAGCGCGUCGUGUCGGACGAGAACGAAGAGUUCACGGGCGGCUGGGUGCUGCUUACCCCUCCCACUUCCAACACGACCAAGUCACAGCUACCCUUUGAGGAGGUCGUCCUUCUCCUGACGGACGCAGCGCUCUAUCUCUGCCGCUUUGAUUGGAACCUGGAUAAGGUGUCGUCUUUUGAGCGCGUCGACCUCGCCCACAUCGUCGGCAUACAGUUCGGGACAUACAUCACUUCGACCAUCGCUCCCGUGCACACGGACGAAACGAAGAACGUCGGAUUCGUUGUUUCCUAUCAGCCGGGUAAAAACGACAUCCGGCGAAUCAAUACACGCACCGUGUCAAGCAAUUUUCUGAGCCGCAGUGGCACCACGUCGGAACGGAAGUCCGGUGAAGGAGAUGAGCCGUUGCAGAAGCCGGCGCCGCCGGCUUCGGGACUGGCGAGUCUAUUAUCGCCCAGGCGUACGAGAGAUGCGCGUCCGGUACGGAAGCUCGCAUUCAAGGCGCCUUACUCGCAGUCUUCGGCGGCGGUUGGCGGCGAUGGCCCGCGGCUCAGCGAAAUACAGCAGGUGGUCACCAUCUGUGCGGAUAUAGAACGUCUCGCGUUCAAGUGCCAACCCGGAAAAGAUGCGCCGGGAACGAGCAGCGUUAUCGAGAAGGGAGACAUCAUCUCAUUAGAGGAGGCGCGUCAGAGCACAACCCUGCUAGAUCACCUGAGCCAUUCCAUUAAGAAGCUCGUGUGGGCAUAA
Messenger RNA from Sodiomyces alkalinus F11, 2916 nucleotides. RefSeq lists its product as hypothetical. Bases 1 to 2916 code for a protein of 971 amino acids. NCBI's taxonomy places the organism in Eukaryota, Fungi, Ascomycota, Sordariomycetes, Glomerellales, Plectosphaerellaceae. The record is from RefSeq and is a predicted model, not a curated record. Gene Ontology annotation, cellular component: endoplasmic reticulum. Gene Ontology annotation, biological process: phosphatidylinositol dephosphorylation. Gene Ontology annotation, molecular function: phosphatidylinositol-4-phosphate phosphatase activity. The transcript has 3 exons.